Sporothrix brasiliensis 5110 is the source of this 558-nucleotide messenger RNA. Its product is annotated as small subunit ribosomal protein S10e. Gene Ontology annotation, molecular function: structural constituent of ribosome; RNA binding. The coding region runs from base 1 to 558 and encodes 185 amino acids. The record is from RefSeq and is a predicted model, not a curated record. Gene Ontology annotation, cellular component: cytosolic small ribosomal subunit. The transcript is spliced from 4 exons. NCBI's taxonomy places the organism in Eukaryota, Fungi, Ascomycota, Sordariomycetes, Ophiostomatales, Ophiostomataceae.
AUGUUGAUUCCCAAGGCCGACCGCAAGAAGAUCCACGAGUCCCUCUUCCGUGAGGGAGUUCUCGUGGCGCCGAAGAAGUACGUUACCGACGACCCCCCGUCUCAUAAAGCCACGAUUGCCACGAACUCGGAACCUCGACCGAUGCGCAAAACCUUCGAGAUUCCUCACCCGGAGAUCGACACCAAGAACCUCUAUGCCUGCCAGUCUCUGACCUCGAAGGGCUUCGUCAAGACUCAGUUUUCUUGGCAGUGGUACUACUACACUCUCACUCCCGAGGGCCUCGACUACCUUCGUGAGUGGCUCCACCUCCCUGCUGAGAUUGUGCCGUCCACCCACAUCAAGCAGCAGCGGUCUCAUGCGCCGCCCCGUGGAAUGAUGGGUGGCGAAGAGCGCGAGCGGCGGCCGUUCGGCGGCCGUGGCCGUGGUGACCGUGGAGAACGUGAAGGUGGUUAUCGGAGACGCGAUGCUGGCGAGGGAAAGGAGGGUGGUGCUCCUGGCGAGUUUGCUCCUCAGUUCCGCGGUGGCUUCGGCAGGGGCCGUGGUGCCCCUCCGUCGUAA